AUGUCCAGCAUAUUAAUGGAAGCUGGCACACCGUGCCCGCGGCGUUCGAGAACCAGCAAUGAUAGCGUCCCGUUGGAUAGCCUGUGGGACGAGACUCUCGGAAAUGACGACGAUACGAGCACCAUCGAUUUCACGACUGAAAUCAGGGCCCCAAUCUUAGGAGCCAAACCGAAACGGCGGGCGAGGACUACCACAUCGUUCGCCAUACACAGUGACAUUGACGAGAAACACGUCCAACCGAAGAGGGAGACCAAGCCGGCAGGUGGAAUUGUGUCUUCAAAUCGAAAAUCGUCUUUGCUCUCACAGCCUGCACAGCGGUUCCGUCCACGGCCCAGGGUGAGCUUUGCACCUAGUCCGUUCAAGCAUUCCCAACAGCGUGCCGAAAAUGAGCCUGAGAAGAGAAGCGCAAGGCCGGUUGCGCAGAGAAAUAACGAACUGCUCAAACGCAUCAGUGGGAGUGACAAGGCUCUGGCUAGAGAUGAGUUGAAGGGUGUACGGCGAACGACGGCCUAUCUGCCCCCGGAGGAUAUAACUGCGGCCAGUGUGUUCAUGGGCAUAUUCAGCCCGCUUAAAUCCGACCGUGUCCCUCUGCAACCAAGCUCCAAGAUUGCCCAAGAGACGUGCAGCAAAAUUGACAUUCCCGGCAAAAAUGGCGGCAAGGAGAACCUACCCCCGGGAAUGGAAUUUCUCGAAGUCAAGAAAAAGACCAUCAACGACGAGUCUUUGAGCGAUCAGAUGGGCCACUUGACGCUGGCUGAGAGUAAGCCUAGCAAACCUCUUGCGGCAAGAUCCGUCAAUGAGCCCGCGAAGAAGGUUAGCAGCAAACCCGCCGUCAAGGGACCAGUUUCAAGUCUCGUUGUUGGUACACAAAAAUUGACUACUCGAACCAAGAACCGAGCCACGACUUCUAACUCUUCGAACCCCUUGAAGGCUUCAAGAUUAGGCGUGGAUACUCACGUGCGGAAUAACUUCGACCAUGAGUAUCCAUUAGCUUCUGCGAGUAUCACGAACCCUGCUGUGUACGAUGACAAUUGGAUCUCUCACCAGGAGGCUAUCCUAGCCCAGUUGAUCAAUGGUAUAUUUAACCACGCCAAGAGUGAGCCUUCCGACUCUGCUGAAUUUCGAAAUGAGCUUCUGGGGAUCUACCAGGGGCCAUACUUCACAAACCUCCACAGGAGACUCCAGGCAUCGCUGGUGUACGGCGCGUUGUCCAUUCCAAAGGACGUUCUCCUCAAGAAUAGCCGGCUACGGCAAGACCUGGGAAUGAAGCGCAAAUUCAUCGACAUCUUGCUGAAGUCCUAUGAGCCGAACGCUCUGUGGUCUGCAUUGGAGGCCGUCACUGGUAGGAUCCUUACUCCCAAGAAGGGCUCCAGUACCCUUAACCGGCCGGCGAAUGAACCCCCCGUGCACGAGAAAGCUUCAACGAAGAGACUCGCGAGAUGCCUGGACACUUUCUUGAUACAGAAUCAGGAUGUGGACCGAAGCAACAGUGAGCUUGGCGCGACUGGCGAUGAAACACUGGCCGAUGCAUAUCGCAGAACUGUUCUGCGCAGCAUGAUGAUCAUCGUUCUUUUGGAUAAAGCUAGAAUCUCACCUAAAACAUCACUUUCCGGUUGCUUGUUUCUCACUUCGUCGCCAUACAAGUCUUCUUUUGCUGUGCUCCAGGCGCUGACCCGAUUCUUGCUACCCUCAUGCGGAGACGUUGGUAAGGCUCUUGCUCAGCUCGACUGCCAGUUGGCCUACGAGCAGCAUCCGCUCGAAGAGUACAAGUACGAGAUCUCGAACCUCGCUGUCGAUUUGAGGGACGGUGUCCGACUAGCGAGACUCGUCGAACUGCUGCUCUAUCCAUCAUCUUAUACAGUGCCCAGCUCAGACUCUCAAUGGCCAUUGUCUCGGCGUCUGAAAGUCCCAUGUUUGAGCCGUAUAGUGAAGAUGUCCAAUGCAAAAAUCGCACUAGAAGCAUUGGCUUCAACGGAAGAAGGAAGAACGCUCGUUACCAAUGUCCGCGCCGCGGACAUCGUUGACGGACACCGAGAAAAGACCAUUGCACUUUUAUGGGGCCUUGUUAGCAACUGGGGUCUAUCUGGCCUAGUUGACUUGGACGACUUGAAGAAGGAGAUUGAUCGAUUGAGACGGAAGGCUAGUCUUAGAAACGAACCUGAAGACUUCACGGGAGAGCUUGCUAGAGAUGAUGGACCUGCUUCGCUACUUAGGCAAUGGGCAUUCCUCGUCGCACAGCUUCGAGGCCUCCACGCAGAAGAGUUCACGACGGACAUGGCGAACGGCGAAGUCUACGAGUGUAUUCUUGACGAAUACGAAGGGUGCGCCUCGACCCAGACCGCUUCCACGGAAGAUAGCGAGUCCCUACCGAACCGCCUCCUCGCCCUAGGCUGCAGCGCCCAAUUCAUCAACUUACUCUCCGGAUCAAAAACUUAUAUUCUGAACAAUUCUUCCACGACCGGAGCCCUAGCCUUCCUAUGUUCCCGCCUCCUUCCAGCCGCCAAGCGAGCCCGUGCUGCAACAGUCCUCCAAAACGCAUGGCGCCGGGCCCUUGAGCGCCGAGACGCAAGGAAACGGGCCAUGGCCAGAGAUGUUGCGAGGCAGUGGCGUGAUUGUGCAUUGGUGGAGAAUGAACCGGACGAAAGGGAGGAAGGGGAGAAUUACCGCUUUGUCCAAGCAGACGACAACGACAACGGUCAUGUCCAGAAGGCAGUCAAGGAUACCUGGGAGAAAGUCUACCAAGAUCCCAAUGCGUUGCCUGAGAUAGCCGAACUUUUGAAACUUGGCGAAUGCAGUGAAUACAACGCUGGGGGACAGCUGGGCUGGGCAUGGGGUAGCGGCUCGGUACACCCCUUGCCCAGGAUUAGGGCUCCGUCCAAGAUUGGCAAGCAGGUCGAUACAUAUACGUUAGUCCCCAAACCCGCCGUGUGCCCGUCAAAUCCCGUCCGAACAUCUGAAAUUCUAUCCGAACAUCUUCAGCAAGCACCUUCCCGCGACCUGGCACCUUCCCUCGGGACACUGGGGACCUUAGUCCCAGCCAUCUCCGCCACCUCUAUUACCACCAACAACAACAAAACUGGUCCUUGCACGACCCCGACUUCAAUACCGCCAUCGCCAUCAACGUCACGGAUAAGACUAUCGUCGUGCCCGAGUACGUGCGCUACACGGCGGCGGCCUGGACGAACAACCUGUGCCGUUGUUGCGCCUACACUCGUCACCCCGGAUCCAUGCAGAGUUGAGGUUGAUGCGACGCUUGAGGAGAGCGUGCGGGCUUCGUUCCGGGCGCGAUUGUGCAAUGGGUUCUACGCGCCGGAUGAUUGUCCUGAGGAUGAGGAUGAUGAGAAUUCUGGCGAUUGGCGGUUUCAAGGGCGUGGGCUUUGGCUUGGGGCUGGGGUUCUCUGGGGCUCUAAGGGUCUUUGGGGGGAUGUGAUGGUUCUAGUUUGUUGA
Messenger RNA from Aspergillus mulundensis, 3447 nucleotides. It is a transcript of the gene sha1, whose product is annotated as putative calmodulin-binding protein Sha1. Gene Ontology annotation, molecular function: protein binding. Lineage: Eukaryota; Fungi; Ascomycota; Eurotiomycetes; Eurotiales; Aspergillaceae. Gene Ontology annotation, cellular component: spindle pole. Gene Ontology annotation, biological process: spindle organization; establishment of meiotic spindle localization; mitotic cell cycle. Bases 1 to 3447 code for a protein of 1148 amino acids. The record is from RefSeq and is a predicted model, not a curated record. The transcript has 3 exons.